AUGGUAGCCGAGGCCUUGCCCAAGAGCCCCAAAGCUCCACUCGUACUUGGACUCCAACCAGCAGCUCUAAUCGAUAACGUCGCUCCCGUCGAUUGGUCCUUACUCGAUCAGAUUCCCGGCGAUCGCGGUGGCUCCAUUCCCGUGCAAAAGGAUGAGUUAGAGCACAUACUAAAAGAGGUGAAUACUCAUAUCAGUGCGGCUUCAUUUAAGAAGAUGGCUGGAGGAAGUGUGGCCAAUACAGUUCGAGGCUUGAGUGUUGGGUUCGGCGUAGCCACGGGGAUAAUCGGGGCUUAUGGAGACGAUGAGCAAGGCCAGCUAUUCGUCAGCAAUAUGGGUUUCAGUGGUGUCAGUAUCUCACGGUUGAGGAAGAAGAAUGGCUCCACUGCUCAGUGUGUUUGCUUGGUUGAUGACUCUGGUAAUCGAACAAUGCGACCAUGUCUUUCGAGUGCUGUGAAGAUUCAGGCGGAUGAAUUAAACAAAGAAGAUUUCGCAGGCUCAAAGUGGUUGGUCCUAAGAUAUGCAGUUCUUAAUUUAGAAGUAAUUCAAGCAGCCAUUCGACUUGCCAAGCAAGAAGGUCUCUCUGUUUCGUUGGAUUUAGCUAGUUUUGAGAUGGUCCGGAAUUAUAGAUCAGAGCUUCUACAGCUACUGGAGUCUGGUAACAUAGAUCUUUGCUUUGCUAACGAGGAUGAAGCAGCAGAGCUGCUAAGGGGUGAGCAAGAAGCGGGCCCGGAGGCUGCUCUUGAAUUCCUAAGCAGACAUUGCAAAUGGGCUGUGGUAACUUUAGCUUCUAAAGGGUGCAUUGCAAAACAUGAUAAAGAGGUGGUACAAGUAUCGGCCAUAGGAGAGACAGUAGCAACUGAUGCGACCGGAGCGGGUGACCUAUUCGCAAGCGGGUUUCUGUAUGGAUUAAUUAAGGGGUUGUCUUUGGAAGAAUGUUGCAAAGUGGGAUCAUGCAGUGGCGGUUCGGUCAUCCGUGCUCUCGGAGGAGAAGUAACCCCAGAAAACUGGCAAUGGAUGCACAAACAGUUGCAGCUGAAGGACUUGCCUGUCCCUGAUAUUCGCAACUAA
This is a messenger RNA of Microthlaspi erraticum, 1068 nucleotides long. The record is from the annotation of a GenBank genome assembly. Lineage: Eukaryota; Viridiplantae; Streptophyta; Magnoliopsida; Brassicales; Brassicaceae.